AUGGUCAUAAGUGCCGCACUCCCUUGUGUUAGACUGAGUUGGGUGAAGGACGUGUUAUGGGUCCUGAGUUGGAUUUCUGAGACUGAGGGUAAGGUCAGGUUGAUUCGAGAUCGACUGAAAGCGGCAUCGGAUAGACAGAAAUCUUAUGCAGAUCUAAAAAGACACGAUAUGGAGUAUUCUAUGGGGGACUUCGUAUUUCUCAAGGUCUCGCCAUGGAAAAAGAUUCUGAGUUUCGGUCAUAAGGGCAAGCUAAGCCCUAGGUUUAUUGGGUCAUACCGUAUUCUGAAGCGAGUGAGGCCAGCCGCUUAUUAUUUGGAGCUACCUCCAAAGAUAGACCGUAUUCACGAUGUGUUUCAUGUCUCGAUGUUGAGGCGCUAUCGCUCUGAUCCCACGCAUAUUGUCCCUAUUGAAGAGAUAGAGGUUAGGCCAAAUUGGACCUUCGAGGAGGAGCCAGUUCAGAUUUUGGAUCAUGAUGUAAAGGUUAUUAGAAGGAAGUCUAUCCCAGUAUUGAAGGUUCUGUGGCGUAAUCAUAGCACUGAGGAGGCCACGUGGGAGCCUAAGGAUGCGAUGCAUUAG
Messenger RNA from Gossypium arboreum, 576 nucleotides. RefSeq lists its product as uncharacterized. NCBI's taxonomy places the organism in Eukaryota, Viridiplantae, Streptophyta, Magnoliopsida, Malvales, Malvaceae. The transcript has a single exon. The record is from RefSeq and is a predicted model, not a curated record. The coding region runs from base 1 to 576 and encodes 191 amino acids.